AUGCAGCGAUGUUAUAUCACUAAAGCUGAAAUCUGUUUAACUACUGGUUCGGUGAAAAAAAUCAUCAGAUGGCCUGAAAUUAUUGAAUUACUCGGUAAUACAAUAUAUUGUCCAUUCAAAGAAUUAAUAGAAUAUAUGCCUGAUAUUUGUUCGUUGGUUAUGGAUCGUUAUAUUAUUGAUCAAGGAAAAAUGAACAGUCCAGAACAUGAGACAUUAUUUGACUUUUCCAUAUUACAACCACCUUUAAAAAGUCGUGCCAGACAACCAAAUGAACCAUUACAAUACUUGAAGAUUAUGAUUCUUAAUAAACGGGAUAAUUUACUUGUUCAUCCUUUGUGUGAAAUGUUUUUGAAAGUAAAAUGGACAAUGUACGGGAGAUGGAUUCAUUUGAUCAUAACUAUUUAUUACAUAAUAUUGAAUUUGGCAGUUACAUUUUUCUGUUUAAAACAAGCACCAUCAGUUGUGGCUUAUCAUGAUCAGCAAACAGAUCAUGUUGUUCAACAUUUACACAAUCAUACAAAUGAAUCAAAUUCCAACAGAAGUAUAUUGAUAUUUAUUUUGUUCAUUAGUUUAUUAAAUGUAUUUAUACAAAGUUUACAAAUUAAAUCACAACGAUUGAAAUAUUUUAAAAAUUGGAAUAACUCCUUUGUUUUAAUCUUUCAAACAUUACUUAUUAUAAAUUCAAUGAUCAAUUUAUUUGAAACUAUUCAACCAUAUUUUGUUGUUCUAGCAACAAUGAUGAUGUUUAUGGCUUGGAUGAAUUUACUUUUACAAACCAUUCGAUCACAAGAUUACGGAAUAUUUAUCAUUAUGUUUACACAUGUAACAGCUACAGUAGCUAAAUUAUUACCGUUAUUUUUAUAUCUUCUAAUUGGAUUUGCAAUAGUAUUUCAACAAUUACUUCAAUUACCAAAUGAAGAGGAGUUCAAUUCUCUAUCUGACAAUCAUAACAUACAUAUCAAUAACUGUUUUAUUGAUGAUACAAAUUUACUGAACCGUUCAAUUAAUAAUAUCACAACAAAAACGCAUAAAAGACAAUUCAUUCAUAUGUUCAAUAAUAUUGGUCUAACCCUCUUUGAUACAUUAAUGAUGAUGAUGGGUGAAUAUAAGUAUACAAUAAAUAUUAUUGAAUUAUAUUUAGAAAAUCAAAUAUUGACUAUACCUUAUCCAAAAUUGACAUUUAUUUUUUAUGUAGCAUUUGUUGUUUUAAUACCAAUAACAUUGAUCAAUUUAACGAUCGGUUUAGCAGUUGGUGAUAUUAACAAAGCCAGAAAAAGUGCAACACAAGAAUUAAUUUCUCGACAAAUUUACUGGUUAGAUAGUUUAGAAGCGAAUUUUCCACGUUGGCUAUAUGCUAAAGUUUAUGUUCAAAAAUGGAUAUUGAAACCAGCUAGAUCAAACAUACCAAGACAUGAACGUUCAAGACAAGAAGUAGACGAAACUGUCCAACUUAUAAAUCAACGAUUGAAUAUAAUUCAUAAAAAAUUAGAAUGGUUCAAUUAUCAGUUGCAGCAAAUAAUGCAAAAAUUGUCAAUACAAAUAAUGGAAACACUAUUGGAUACAGGAAGUUAUGAUGAUGUGGAUUAAAUAUUUUACUCAACUAUUU
Messenger RNA from Schistosoma turkestanicum, 1606 nucleotides. The record is from the annotation of a GenBank genome assembly. NCBI's taxonomy places the organism in Eukaryota, Metazoa, Platyhelminthes, Trematoda, Strigeidida, Schistosomatidae.